CCAGUGAGGAUAGAGCUGCAGGUUCAUCGAGCAGAAGCAGACAUGAGUGCCUUCCCGCACCAGAUAGUGGACGUGGACUCUGCUACUAACAGAGAGCUGCUGCACCUCUUCCACGGCGAGAGGACGGGCUUCGUGCAGGUGGGCCGCUCCAGAUGGCUGCUGCCCAGCAAGUACCGCCGCAUGGCGGGCGACUUCUACAACUUCAGAGUCCGUCCUGACGACACCUGGGUCGUCACCUUCCCCCGCUCAGGCACGACCUUGACACAAGAGAUGGUGUGGCUGCUGGGGAACAACCUGGACUACAAGACAGCCAGCGAGGUUCGACUCAACAGCCGGUUUCCGUUCAUAGAGACACGGGCUGUGCACGGCAGGUUCCCGAUGCUGAUACACGACGAGGUGUUGAAGGACCUGCAGGACCUGAACCAGGACUCGAGUCGACGGGCCAGGGUGGAGCAGAUGUCGCGGCCACUGACCGAGGAGCUGGACCAGGCCACGUCUGGCCGGUUCAUCAAAACUCACCUGCCGCUCGACGUGCUGCCGCCUGACCUGCUGACCGCCGGCUGCAAGGUCGUGUACGUGGCGAGGAAUCCCCUGGACGUCGUGGUGUCUGGUUACCACCACAAUCGCCGCUUCGAGUUGGUUGGCUACAAAGGAGAUUUUCCAAAGUACUGGAACUGUUUCAAGAAAGAUUUAGUGAUGUUCUCGCCGUACUGGGCCCACGUGACCGAGGCCUGGGGAAAGAGGCACAGUCCCAACAUGCUGUUCCUCUUCUACGAGGACAUCGUGAAGGACAUGCGCGCGGCCAUCCGGCGGGUGGCCGACUUCCUGGGCACCCAGGUGACCGAGGAGCAGGUGGCCGCCCUGGCCGCCCACCUGCACAUAGACACCUUCAGGAAGAACCCCGCCAUCGAGCCCAACUCGCAGCGCCUGGUGGGUCUCGUCAACCAGGAUGCCCAGGACUUCGUCAGGAAAGGCAAAACUGGCGGAUGGACAGAAGAAUUCACACCUGAAAUAGUUGUAGAAGCCGAGAAUUGGAUGAAAGAGAAUUUGUCAAAAACUGAUCUCCGUUUUCCUUUGUAAAAAUAGAAUUAAAUUUUAGUGUACUUGCAUAUAUUUUUUUUAGAUGACACAUUUUUAAUGAUAUCUUAUGUAUGAUUUUUAUUCAAUUUGUAUAUGGUAUGUUAUUACAGAAAUAAAAUUAUUUACUAAUCAAA
Molecule: messenger RNA, 1214 nt
Organism: Bacillus rossius redtenbacheri
Lineage: Eukaryota; Metazoa; Arthropoda; Insecta; Phasmatodea; Bacillidae
Product: sulfotransferase 1B1-like
Exons: 8
Coding region: 43-1080 (345 amino acids)
Biological process (GO): sulfation
Cellular component (GO): cytoplasm
Molecular function (GO): sulfotransferase activity
Source: RefSeq, a predicted model, not a curated record